This is a messenger RNA of Jaculus jaculus (lesser Egyptian jerboa), 4688 nucleotides long. It is a transcript of the gene Mapk1ip1l, whose product is annotated as mitogen-activated protein kinase 1 interacting protein 1 like. The transcript has 4 exons. The record is from RefSeq and is a predicted model, not a curated record. NCBI's taxonomy places the organism in Eukaryota, Metazoa, Chordata, Mammalia, Rodentia, Dipodidae. The coding region runs from base 119 to 853 and encodes 244 amino acids.
CGCCGCCGCUGCCGUCCGUCCCUCCGCCGCCGGGCUUCUUCAGUGCCAUUUCUCUCCGACCCAUCGUCGCUACUACGUACUCGCCGCCGCCGCCGCGAACUCGGAUCCUGCCGGGAAAAUGUCUGAUGAAUUUUCGUUGGCAGAUGCACUCCCUGAACAGUCUCCUGCCAAAACCUCUGCUGUGAGCAAUACAAAGCCUGGGCAACCUCAGGGCUGGCCAGGAUCCAGCCCUUGGACUAACCCCAGUGCCCCACCUUCUGUGCCACCCGGACUCCCGCCAAGUGCAACGCCUUCCACUGUGCCUUUUGGACCAGCACCAACAGGAAUGUAUCCCUCUGUGCCUCCCAGCGGACCACCUCCAGGACCCCCAGGAUCCUUUCCUCCUUCUGGACCAUCAUGCCCCCCACCUGGUGGUCCUUAUUCAGCCCCAAGUGUGCCAGGCCCUGGCCCCACAGGGCCAUAUGCUGCACCAAAUAUGCCCUUUCCAGAGCUACCUAGACCAUAUGGUGCACCCACAGAUCCAGCUGCAGCUGGUCCUUUAGGUCCAUGGGGAUCCAUGUCUUCUGGACCUUGGGCACCAGGAAUGGGAGGGCAGUAUCCUACUCCCAAUAUGCCAUACCCAUCUCCAGGGCCAUAUCCCACUCCUCCUCCCCCACAAGCACCAGGGGCAGCACCGCCUGUUCCAUGGGGCACUGUGCCACCAGGAGCCUGGGGACCACCAGCACCAUAUCCUGCCCCUACAGGAUCAUAUCCCGCACCAGGACUCUAUCCUACACCGAAUAAUCCAUUCCAAGUGCCUUCAGGACCUUCUGGUGCUCCGCCAAUGCCUGGUGCUCCCCAUUCUUAUCAUUAAGUUAACAGUGGAUGACGAGAUGACGCUUUGCUUUUUGAAGUACAUGUAUAUGUGCAUGUGAAUGCAUAUAUGAAAAUUGCUGGUUUCACUAUGAGAGGGCAUUCAUGAAAGAACAACUCUUGCACCUCAGAGAAGAUAUCUACUUCUGUACAUGGAUGUAUGGAACAUCAAAUAGAUACAAUAAGAUAAAAAUGUAGACACCAAUCAUUCAAAUGUUAAUUGGUUUUUGUGGGAAACAGUGAUUAUGUAUAUUGAAUAGCUCUUUGAUAAGAUUUGUUUAAAUCAUGAAACUACCCUUAAAGUCUAAAAUGGUAUGGGUUAUUGUUAGAAUAUAAUUCAAUUGGCAAGUUAUUUCAAGUAGUUUGCUAAAAUCACCCUCACCCCCAAUAACCUGGAAAGCAGUCACCUAAUCUGAACAUGGCUUCUCCUUACUUUGAGCUCCUCUAUGAGCUGUGUUAACUUGGGCCUAUUAUGGUUAUGUUUCAGAUUCACAUUUUUAACUUGUCAAAUGCCUAGUUCAGUAGCCAGCCAGUGUUCAUUUUUAUCCUUGAGCUUCUAGUAAAAGCUUCUGAACUGCUUCAUUUUUGCCAUAUGGGUCAUAACGCACUGAAAUCUGCCAUUUAUAAAACUUAUGUAUGUGUGGUGCUGGAGGUGGAACCUAGGCCCUCAUGCAUGCUAGGCCCCCACUGAGCUACGCCCUUUUUACAAGCCAACAUGUACGCAAAGUGUAUUCUUGGAGAAUCGGUGAUCUCUUUGUAUUGCUUUAGAAUGGAUCAUGAAGGAAAGAAUGAUUCCUUGUUUGGAACCUUGAACUAGAUGCCCUAGGACUUGCUUCACUGCAGUGAGACGGCUCUUACUCAGCCCACCCUGCCACCUCCCUACCCCAUCCUUCCUUCGGUCCUUUAGAAAGAGCACAUCCGUGAUUCCUUCCUCUGUGGAAGACUGGCACAAUAGACAUUUAUUGUAAGAAAAUAUAACAGUUUUGUUUAGAGAACAUUAAGUCCUACAGAUAUGAGUGCUCUCUUUGUACAAGUGUGAAUCAGACAUGCAGUAGAGUCAGGUUAAGCUAUGGAAUUGUUUCCUGAGUCUGUAAAGUGUUUAUGGCCAUCAGUUCUGUUCUGUUUGUUGACAGGUAGAUAAGUAGAAUUGAGAACCACCUUUGAAGAAAUUAUUUCCUAGCACAACAGUAACAAUAACAAAUUGUAGAUUUCUGCAACAGAGUUUAAAGCAGUGAGACUGUAUUGCUUAGAUAGUGUUCAUUAUAACAACCAGAGCAGUCCUGGUAGCUUGGUGAUACCUUGCCUCUAAAUCUGAAUCAGUCUUGGAUUUGGAACUGAUCUUGAUCUUAUUUAGCAAAUAACAUUUUGAACUUUUGAAUGUAUCCAUUGGGUUUCUAAAAUGUAUUGUGAAUAACUCAGAACAAUAUAGAAAAGUUUAUGCUUGAAUUCUGUUUUACUUUGAAAUAAAAUAUUGAGUAGUUUACUUCUGUAAUUAAAAUGUCAAGAAUAUCAAAUGCUGCCAAUUUAAUGUUUUUGAUAGCCACCUACCUCCUUUUAAGAAAACAGUGGUCCCCUUUGCAAUACACAUUUAGCGUUGAAGCCUCCAUUACUUUAGGUAGAUGAUAGGUGCAAACUUGCAGGGUUGAGAAAGGUAGAAGCUGAUUUGAUUGCUUGGACAGUGUUAGACUGAAGAAUGUCCUUAGCCCUUACAAUAGCAAAAAUGAUCUUUUCAUCUUUCACUUCUUUUCAAGGACUGGUGGUAGCUGUCUACCUGUCACUAGGACGCUUACCAAAGUAGCCUUAAGUCUACAAGGCAGGUGACCUUAGGUGUCCUAGCUUGUUACCAGUCAAUAUCAAGAUGUCAGUUAGGGAAGGAUCAGCUGUAGGGAAAGAAGACACCAGCAGAAAUACCUCUGUAGUUAUUCUGGCUGCCCUACGGUGGAUAAAUGUGUAAUUCUGAAUUCAGAAACUCCUGUUAACAUCAGAGAAGAUAAAGUGUUACUGAGUGUGGGAAUCUAAUUGUGGAGUCCAUUGAAUAUAGAAGCAAUCUUUUGCUAAAGGAUAGGAAGGACCAUGAACCCAAGACAUAAGAAGUAUGUAAUAAAUGGAGUGACCUGUCCACAUGGUGCAUGCUGGGUAAUACUGCCAUUCACUUUAAACCUUUGUUUUCAAGGACUUCACAACUAGUGUUUGGUUCUUUUAGCAUGAGAAGAGAAAUAUUUGCUUUUGUUUAUUUUUAUUUUCACAGAGCAUUUCUCCAGUUGUCCACAGGGUAGAGUAGAUAGAGGUGUCUCAAUUCUUAGAGGUACUCUAAGUCAAAAACUAUUUCUGGGCUUCAGGUAGAGUUAAAAGCAACAAGUUCAGAGAGCAAAUGAAGAAAAAGAUUAUGGAAAGGGUUUGGGUUUUUUCCCCCUACCUAACAAGGAAAUGAAAGUGCUUUUAAAACAAGUCAUGCUAGGCUGACUUGGGGUUUCAGGGAGUACAAAUUGCAGAAUAUACUGACAUGGACUUCAGAUGAUUUUUAAAUUAAUUUUAUAGGGCUAGUUGAGAUGUAUUCUCAUGAGAUGAGAAACAUGAAUGGUGUUUCUGAGUUGGGAGUCUGGUUUUAAAAUGUUCCCAAAAUAACAAUGAAAAAUAUACCUCAGAACCAUCUCUCAGAAUUGUCCAGAAUCCAGUACUUCAUAAAGGGCUUCAGAUACCUUGUCUUGUCUGCUCUGGCCUUGCCUGCGGUGUUUUUGUGCUUCUGAAGACACUUUUCACAGCUCUGGCUGUUUACUUCCGUAAAGUAAUAUAUUGAUUAUUCACAACAUCCAUUUUCAAUUGCCCGAGGAUUGCUGCCUUUCUUCAUUUUUCUUGUAUCAGAGAAUAAUAGGGCAGACAAGAAAAGGGGUAACUUUGCCCUCAAUCAUAUCACUACAAUGAAGUGCUUUCUAGAAGUUUGCCCAUGCUAUCUAUUACCUCAUUAACACUAUCUUUGAUCCUCAAGUAGGCAGCUUUGGAAAUCAGUGUAGAUUGAAAAUAGCUCUACUCAGUUUCUAGUAGGAAAUUGCUGGGUUUACAUAUCAGUUGCCUAUACGUCUAGAAAGUUAGUGCCAAUGUCUUCCUCACCUUCAAUGAUGUAGAGAUAAAAGCUGGCUUUAUCAAGUGCCAGGGUUACAAACUAGAAAUUAAGUUUAAGCAGAGGCCUUCCAUUAAGUUUUUGAGAAAAGUUUAAACUCAGAUGAAUAAAACUGUUGAGACAGGAGUCGGUGGGCUUCAGGGAAGUCCGUGCCCUUGGUAAAGCAGUGGCACUGAAGACUAGACACUUGAUUUUCAGAAUGCCAACAAGUAAAACAAAACAGAAAAUGGUAAAUAAUCAGUAUUGAAGUGGCAUGCAAGCUCUGGCUGUAGAGCCCAUCUAUGGACAGUUUGUUCCCUCAGCAUGCGUGUCUGUGAUCACGUGCUGUGCUGAAGGCCAGACGUAAGAGAUGGGAAGCAAUCCCUGUCCUUGAGGCUCAGUCUAGGGUUGGUGACCUUACAUACAGAACUUGUUACUUAUACCCAUGACUGGUUACCUAGGUACAAAGUAUUACAUAGCUGCUGAUGGAAAUUAUCAGCCUGCUUUGGAGCAUUUUAAAGGACAAAAUGUGAUACACUGUUUUUUUUUAGAGUGUCUUUCAAGAGUGUGGUGUUCAUCAGUGCAACUAUUCAAGUGUGCAAAGUAAUGGUAUACUUCUCCUUUCCCUCUUUUGGAUAAAGGCACUUUCCCUGCCUGUCACUGAUUAACAGAUACUGACAUGUUGCCAUUAAAUAAACUUGAUUUCUUAUGUGUGCUAUAUAAAGGAUUUUUUAUAUUU